CAAACAAAUUAUUUAUUUGGUAUUGUGGAUUUGUUCAUGUGUGACAGUGUGUCACGUACAGUUUUCGGUUUUCCGAAGUUCGUAAUUUUAAUUUUUGUUAAAAAGUUUUCGAAACGACACAGAACAUAAUUAAAUGUUUUUAAAAUGAUUAUAGUGCAGCUAAUUUGUAAAAUAGUUGAAGACGUAGUGCAGUUAUUUUAGGCUGUCGUUUAUUUUACUAUGCGAUGGCAGAAGAUUGCACAGUAGUGCGAUUUUCAAGGGAUUCCUCUCUUGCAAAAAUAGAAAAUUUAAAGCAAGGAGACAGUCCCGAUAAAUUUACGGAAUGUGGACGUUUCGGAGCUUUUUAUGUUGUUUGUAUCGCCCUAUCGAUCAUAACCUAUGUCCUAGAUUUGGUUUUAACUUGCAUAUUGUUAUAUUUUUACUCAAUUAACAGUUAUGGGGUGUAUUUCGCGCUCACUCUUACUUUUUUAAUUUUACCUGCUCUUGUUAUGACCACCGUCAGUCUAAGAUGGUAUAUUAUAGAUCAUGAUGAUCCAUCCCUAGAUAGAAUAUCCGUUGCGCAGUGGAUAAUAAGAAUAAUAUUCCUUCUUAUCCAACUCUCGCCUCUUUUGAGGUACAUAGACAUCCUUAUUUAUGGAAUCAGGAGCAAAAUAGCUGCGGCGACGGGAAAUGAAGCUAAACAGGCAAUUUUAUACAGACGAAUGUUGGAUGAAGACACAAACAGUGCUCUAUUGAGGCUGUUCCAUUGCUUUUUGCAUGCUGCUCCACAAGCUAUAGUUCAACUGGUUAUAUUGCUCACACAUGUUGCUCAUCCUGAAUCUUUCCCUCUCAGUAUAAAUGUACUUGUACUUCAAUCCUGGACUGUAUUAGUAGCUUUAAUGUCUAUAGCGUGGUCUUUGACCUCAUAUCACAGAUCAGUCCGAUUCGCUAGGGAUGACAAAGAAAAAAUGAAGUGGCCUGGUAUACUAAUUGCCUUCUGUUGGCAACUUAUGAGCGCAUUGUCACGUGUCUUAGCCUUAAGUCUUCUAGCUUCCAUAUUUCCCGCCUGGAUGGGGUGUGUUUGCGCCCUUCACUGGGGAGUUAUGUCCGUCUGGCUAGCCCUAGGCCAACAUCAAACAGCCGCAUGCAGUAGUAGAUGCGAAGAACUGCUCCUCUCCACUGCCUUAGGUCUUGCUUAUGUCUUGGCCUUCAUCUCGCCAAGAGAUGGACCCACAAGAUACGUGUACCUAGCUUACUACUUAGUCUGCUUUAUGGAAAAUACAGCAGCGUUAGUUGUAUGGUGCGUUACUAACAAUUCGGGGGAUAACCCGAUGCUGUAUUAUGGGGCUGCGGGUGGACAGAUUGUUACUUUUUUACUAGGAAUAAUAUUUUUAAUGAUUUAUUAUAAGUGUUGUCAUCCCGCUCUUUUAAAUAGAUCCAAAAUACCGAGUUUAGAUUCAGAUUUUCUUGAUUCUGAUCGCCCGACCUAUAGCAAGUCUUAUAAUUUGAGACCCAGGUCCUGAUCUUUAGUUUACGUCUAAUUAUUUAAUUAGGCGUCUUAUUCUGUUUUCUUAACCAGAGAUAUACUUAAUUGUAAUGAAAUCAACCUACCAUGUUGCAUAUUCUGAGGUGUUUCUUCCCAAAUAUCUGUAGUAUCUGAAUGAAAAAAAUCAAGUUAGAUUGUUAAAACCUAAUUUUGAUUCAUCUAGCCUUGUAAAGAAUAAUUUAGGGUUUAUUCGUCACAUUGUCUAAUAAACAAGAAAAUCAAAAUAAUGGUAAUGAAGGUUCAAUAUGAUAUUGGGAACAAAAGUAGAAUGCUUUUAAUUUUUAUUCAAGCACUUAAUAAUAAUUGUUUUGUUUAUCAAUACAUUUUUCAUCAUUACUAAAUACUUAAUUUUUUCAUAGAUUGUAUCAAAAAAUAAAAUGCACUUCUUCUAUUUAUUUACUGUGAAACAGUUUAGUUACCAAAAUAAAAGAUAUAUGUAUUUAUAUAUAGCUAUUAUGGCCACUGCCAAAAAUUACUUUAAAAAAUAUGAAAACAGACGAAUACAUUUCUGUUCAUUAAAAACAUAAUAUAUGACACGAAAACUGUUUUCAAAUAGUAAUUUUGAUCUAUUUUCGUUUAUUGUACAGAAAAAUCAUGGUUCCUAUACUUUCCUUCUGUAUACAAACAGGAAAGUAAAAAAAUGGUGGCUGCGGUGUCCCAUAUGUUUGCAGUGUUUGUUUUUAUGAGGAUAUAUUAAUAUAGGCUUGGGUAUAUUUGUCUGAAAUUUCUCAUUUUAGGCUAAAUUACAUUUUUUCAAAUGUUAAAUGGCAAAUAAAAUGUUCAUACUUUUUCAAUUUUAAUUUUCAUACAUUUCCAGUUGGAAGUUUUUUAAACACCUUAUUUAUAUUUUCUGAUAUUUCUUUUGAUUAUUACAAUGAUUUGAGGGGCCUGUAAUUAGUUUUAGAAGUAGGGGAUAAAACAAAAUGCUCAUUUAAUACGAGAUGUGGCUAGAAAAAACCGAAUUUGUGCUAUAUAUCGUUAUUGUUUUUCUUUCACAAUUUUAAUAUUAUCGCCUUCAAUUUACGAUCCUCUCCAUUGGCUAUAGCAGUGCUGUUCAAUCAUUUUUUGAAAGCAUGUUCAUGGUCUCUGUUGCAUUUUUUUUGACAGCUCUGCUGUUUAAAAUCUUCCUUUCGGUGCUGCUUCAACCUUUGGUAAUAACAAGUCAAGUAAUGCGAUCUGGUUAUUAGGGUGGAUGUACUAAUACAAGGACAUGACUUUUUGUUAUGUGCCUAAAACUUUCUUUUUCGAUUCCUACGAAAUCAAGCGCAUGGAUCUUUUCAAUGUUUGUGUCUUUUUGAGGUUCCAGUUCGUCCUGUGCGCGAAUCGUCCAUGAUCACUUCUCAUCCCUCCUUGAUCACUCAAAAAAGCAAUUAUUACUUUGGUAGCAAUAGGGAGAAGAGAUUCCAAGUGACAUGUCGUGUUCCGUUUUACCUUUACGCACUCGCCGUUUGUCUGUAGAACGAGAAGUUCGUUUUUUUUUCUAGCCACCCCCAUAUGGUAAAAUAUACAUAGUAAUAUUUAAUGCUAUUAAAACAGGCAAACCCUCGAUGACUAUGAAGCUGUUGCACCUUUAAUUUUUUCUUAUUAUUUUAUUUCAUCUUCCUAAAACUAUAAGUCACAGACAUUUCAUUUGUACUACUGAAAAUCAAUAUUCGUCAUUCAGUAGUACAUAAUAUCUACAAAAACUUUUACCAAAACAGUUGGGUGAUCCGAUAAAUAUGUCCAACCCUGAUGUAUAUAUCCUAAAGUGAAUAUUUUUCUACUGAAAUUAAACAUUUUAUUUUUAUAUAAAUCUUUUUAUGGAUGGCAAAUUGUGGCGAAAAAACCCUAGUUAAAUUUAAAAAGUUUAUAAAAUCUUUACCUUUCUUGAUCAGAUAUUAUUGAAUCUUUGUAUAUUGUUAAGAGUACAAAUCUUUCUUACAUUCGGUAUUUAUAAAAUAAUUUUUGUGUAAUAAUUAAUAGAUAUUUCUUUUGUGGAGUCCCUAAUUUUUAUUAUAAACUGUUUGAAUUCAGUUCUUUAAAUCGCUUUUUCUAACGUCAAAAAACGCACCCUCUUCACUUUGGGAAACGAGAGUCGCUGAAGAAAAGCCUGACAAAUAUGCGGGUACUAAGGUGUUCUGGUGAAGGGCGUGAAGGAAUCAUUUUUCUUCCCUCAGUGUCUCUAAAACGUGUUUGUAAUAAUUUUGUUCAACUGUCUGUCCUUCUGAUACUCAAUGUUCCAUAAUAAAACCCGUCCUAUUCAAAGAAAACAAUUACAAUGGCUUAAACUUAACUAUGCUUUAUUUUAAGGAAUUCACAUUGUUCUGAAUUUCUAUCCUUGCACCACUUUUGCACAAACUUUUCUCAUGUUCUUAAUAUAAUGCAAAGUUUGCCUCAAUAUUAAUAGUGUUUGUAAUUAUUUGCUACCUUUAUCUACGUUUUAGUCUGUUUUUGACGUUUUCUCGGCCUUCUCUUAUCAUUCUGUCAUUUGAAAACAUGAGCACGAGACAAAUCAUUCUUCCCUAUAAACCCCAAUCUAAAGACAUUUGAGGACUACAGGGUUGAAACUUUUGUAUAUCUAAGGUAAUAUUUAAUUUGCCAUUUUAACAUGUUCCAAUUUUGUACAAAUUGAGACUCCUUAUUUUAGUAUCUUAACCACUUCGACUGACAUACCAUUAAUUAAAUAUCUAUUGGUUAUUUACAAACAAAUGUUCAUAUAUGAAACAAAAUUUUUCAUAAAAAUAUACUAUAGGGUCUGAAUUUUAGACUGUUUGAUAACUUGUAUGCAUUUAAAUAUGCAUUGAAACUUUUAUUUUUAAAUGUGUGUCUUAAAAUAAGGAUAAAAAUUCUAAAAAAGGCUUUAUAUUGGUAAGUUAGUUUUUCAAGUUGCUGUGAUAUUGGCUGAGAUGUAAAAUGUUGAGCCCUUUUGCCUGCAAAUGUGCCCUAUACUUUUAUUAACAGGGCGAAAACCACGAUUUCGAUUUAUGAAAUUGGUUUGAGUGUGCCCUGUAUAUAGAACCAUAAAGUGUUUCUUGUCUCUAAUAUUAUUAAUAUUUGUAGGUUGUGUAAUUUUUAUAUGUAAUUGUACACCAAACUUGUUGAUGAUAUGUGGCACUAAUCUGUUAUCAUUGCCUUUUUAACUUUUAAUAUGAUGUGAUGUUUGUAAAUUAGGACAAAUGAACUACAUGAUUUGAAAAUUUAACAAAAAACUAAUUUGACCACCAUUUUUGAUUGAGGAGUAACUAUUUCAUUAUUUUAGUAAAAUAGCCAAAAACUAGAAGAAAAUUUAGCAGCACUUCUUGUUGCAACUGCUAACGUUCAACAUAAAACUUUAAGUGGCCUUAUUCAGUGUGUCCUGGGAUGGGCCUAACUAUAACUGUAAAAUCAUAUUCCUCAUUUUUAUAAAGUUUAGCUUAUUUUAAAAAGUUAUUUGAUAUAUAUGUUAAAACUGUAUGUUAUGCUGAUAUUGUGAUUAUGGAUUUUUCAGAAUAAUGAGAAGUGUAACAUUUACAAUUAUGGUUAGAUGAAUCCAAAGACACACUAUAUAUUUUGAAGUAUUGUGAAUGAGUGUAUUGCUCCUCGAUUAAAGUAAAUUCAUCAGAUAUUUUUGUGAGCCUAAAUAUUUCUGUUAUUGCACCGAUAAUUACUAUAAAAAUUUUAGUAACUCAGGAAAAAGCAUUUUGAAUGAAAUAAAAAUGUAGUAAUCUUCUUUUAAAUUUCAAUAUCAAUUUUUCUUUUGUAAAUAAAAAGAGAACCUUUUUAUUAUAGUGUGUACCUGAAAAUAAUGCAUUCCGUUCAGGUAUGGAUCUAGUUUGGUAUUUAGAAUAAAACUAUUUUUUUUUAAUGAGUAAGUAAAGUCUAGUGUACUUUACACAAUUGGCAUCGCAGCUAAAAAUGUACAUUGAAAAAAUAGGAAAAAAUGUUCAUCAAUUAAAGUAGGGUUUGUAUACAUACAUUGACACAAAGCAACUAUAAAUCAGAAAAACUUCAAAUGAGGAGGAACAUAGGACGGUAUUUUAAAACUCUAAUAGUAUUUUGCGAGAUCCGUACUGAAAUAAUUAAAAUGGGAUAAAAAAUGGACUCAAAAAAGGAAAGAAAAAUCUUUUAUUUUCACCUUUUCGAAGAAAAAGUUUUUGCUCGUUUCAAAAAUAAUAAUUUAAACAGAAUAACUCUGAAAUACAAUGACAGAUGUGAAAAAAUAAAAACUUUUUUUUUAUUAUUUCACUAAAGCAAAGAAGUAUUCAACUUCUGUUUGAAUUAUUAUUUUUUUGUGUGUCAUCGGCAUCAACUGCUAAGGUUAUUACCCUCGUGUUUUGUGUAGGCUUUGUUACUGUUUCCCAGCGCCACUUUAGGAACAGCACUGUUAAUUAGAACCCAAAAGUGAAUGGGUUCAUUAUUAUUAUUGAAACAAUCAAAAAACUUUUAUGAAGAAUAACAUUUUUUCUAAAAGAUGAAAAUAAAGUUUUUCCUCUUCAGUCCAUCUGGGGUCACCCUGUAUAUUAGUAAGUAGUAAUUUUAAUUUUUACCUCAAUAGUAUCUAUUAGUAUGGCACAAAAUGUCAAGCCCAGGAUACGAUUGAUUAUUAUCUUUUGUCCAAAAACGCGGUUUUCAAGUAAUACCUGUAUUGUGACAAAAAUCUAAUUAGUUUCUUUUAAGUAUAUUUGACGCUGACGAUUUUGAUUUUGUAAAUAAAAUUUUUUUUCAUUGAUUUUUGGAAAAUAAAUUGCUAAUUACACAUGUUAGUUAUAUUUUGGGUGUUGAACCUUCGGUAGAACGGUUUAAAAUUAAAGAAAUGCACACAAUAAACGGAUUUAUAGAUAUUAAUAAAAUUUUGUACAUACAUGGUGAAUCUUUUAUGUUGAGAUGACGAAAUAUCUCUAAGGGUCGAUCUUUUCACCUCUGAGUAAAGUUACAUGGUUUACUUGACAGUACAAUAGCCCUACAGUUUAAUCAGCAAGUAGUUACUUUCAACUUUACUCAGAGGUGAAAAGAUUGGCCUUAAAACUACUUUUUGGAUAAAAAAAUAAGAAAUUUGUUCGUCUCAAAGGGACUUGUCCAAUCAGUACUAAUCAUGACCUACACCACAUGCCACUUUGAAAUAUCAAAUAGGAACCUGUACCUUUUAAUGCAUUUUCGAAUUCUAGCUCAACAAAAUGUACUCGACUAGCUCAACAAAAUAUACCUACAGGCUUUCUCAGAAACUGUUUUUCGAUUCCUGAAAAAUGUAAAAAUAGAUGUUCCAAUUUUUUAUAAAUAUCCUUAGCAGUUGAAGCCGAU
This is a messenger RNA of Psylliodes chrysocephalus, 6781 nucleotides long. NCBI's taxonomy places the organism in Eukaryota, Metazoa, Arthropoda, Insecta, Coleoptera, Chrysomelidae. The record is from the annotation of a GenBank genome assembly.